AUGGACUGGCAACCUCAUAGAGGAACAGGGAUCACCCUGACCCCUGCUGCUGAUCAUGGGUGCCCCGCUCCCUAUGGCCUCCAUGGAACUGAAUGUGGGAGAGUGGUACAGUGGCCUUUGGAGAGCACUGGAGAUGCAGGCUGAAUGCACACUAUACCUUGAAAGCACAUUCAAAGCACAUUCUUUCCCCUCAGUGUAAUCUAGGACUGGACUGGAGCCUUUUUCUCUUGGAAAGGCUAAAUAGAUUUGCCUGGCUUAACACUUAGAGGUUAAGGGACUAUUAUACUAGAGGCAAAUAAAGAAAGUCCCUUGAGAAGAGGGGGGCAAUGAAUCCAUAUUCCUUUGUAGCAGGUGCUAUGGUGCAUUUGCUUAAGUCAUCUGGAUUUCUAUUCACAAACUAUUUGUCCUGUGGAGAACUAAUGGCAUCAUGUUUCAUAUACUUUGCAUGCACCUGUUUUUACGCCUCUAUAAUGCAGACUGUCUUCACAUGUAAUGCUAUAUAUAAUAUGGAAUUUAUAGGAUAAUUUACUGGAGGUGAUUCCAUAUAUUAUUUAUUUAUUUAUUUCAACAAACUAUUAUAAAGUCAAUAAAUAAAAUAAUAAUUAUUAUUAUAAUAAUAUUGACUUUAUAGUAUAGAUGCUGCUGCUGGGUGUUGGCUAGCUAGAAGUGACUCAUGACUGAGUCUUCUUGGUAGUGGUUCUCCACUUCUUGAAUGCCCUCCCUGUUGAAAUAUACAUUUAUUAAGAAACCAGAAGCAUUUUUACUAGGUAUUACAGGGAAUGAGAUAAACAAGAAAGAGAAGAAGUUAUUUUUAUACGCAGUGACAGCAGCAAGAAUAUUGAUGGCCCAGAAAUGGAAACAAGAGGAGCUGCCUACGACAGAAGAAUGGAGAACCAAAAUGCUGGACUAUGCGGAAUUGGACAUAAUGACAGGAAGGAUCCGGAAUCGACGAGAUCAAAGAUUUACAGAAGAUUGGGAGAAGUUUAUUCAAUAUUUGCAAAAACUAAGUGAUAACCAGAUUACGUUUGUAAGCUUUAAGGAAGAAGAGGAGUUUGGAUUUGAUAUCCCGCCUUUCACUCCCCUUCAGGAGUCUCAAAGCGGCUAACAUUCUCCUUUCCCUUCCUCCCCCACAACAAACACUCUGUGAGGUGAAAAUCUAUAAUAAGUAUAAAUAAUGAAUUGAAACUAAUAGUAUAAAUAACAAUAGGUAGGAAUGUGUUAAAAGUUACAAAAUGAAGGAAGUUCAGACAAAUUGAGGGAAGUCAAAAAAUGGAAUUAAGAGGUAACUAAGAACUUUGAAUGUACAAUUUUGUUGGGGUUUUUUUGUAUUUGUAAACCAAUAAAAAUAUAAAUUAUUGAAUGCCCUCCCUGGUGAGGUGCAUCUAUCUCUAAGUUUAGAGUUUAUUUCUCUCUAAGUUUAUCUCUUUCUAAGUUUAGAAAGACUUCUCUUUCACACAGGGAUUUGAUGGCUGAAAUAUAAUGUUUCUGACAAUCAUGAACUUAUUUUAGCUGUGAGAACAUGAGAUCAUUUUUAAAAAUGUAUUUUUUUAAAAUGCUGUUUGCGAGACUCAGUUCCAUUGCACUUGGUGGGGUACAUUUCUGAACAAAUAUGCACAGGAUGGGACUGUAAAUGCUGCAGGGCGCUGCAUGAACUUAAGUCAAUACAGUAGCACUUUAACAUUCUAUGACGCAAAGAAGAUUGAAAACUUGCUUUUAAUAUUAUUUGCAAUAGUACAGAAAUAAAGAAAUAGCUUUUGUUUUGGGAAGGAGAUGGGAGAAACAGCACAAUGGCAAAUUGGAGCCUGCUCUGGCAGGAUGAAAAUGUUAUGACCAUGUUUUAUGAGAAUUAUAGAAUCAUAUGUAGAGUUGGAAGGAACCCUGAGGGUCAUCUAGAGCAACCCCCUGCAAUGCAGGAAUCUCAACUAAGGCAUCUGUGACAGAUGGUCAUCCAGCCUCCACAAAAAAAUCCUCUAAGGAAAGAUAGUCCACCACCACUUGAGGGAGUCUGUUCCACUGUUCUUACUGUCAGAAAGUUUUUGCUGUUUAGUUGGAAUCUCCUUUCUUGUACAGUGGUACCUCGGGUUACAUACGCUUCAUGUUACAGACUCCGCUAACCCAGAAAUAGUGCUUCAGGUUAAGAACUUUGCUUCAGGAUGAGAACAGAAAUCAGGCUCUGACGGCGCAGCAGCAGCGGCAGCAAGAGGCCCCAUUAGCUAAAGUGGUGCUUCAGGUUAAGAACAGUUUCAGGUUAAGUACGGACCUCCAGAACGAAUUAAGAACUUAACCUGAGAUACCACUGUAACUUGAAUCCAUUGGUAUGGGUCCUACCUCCAGAGCAGAAGAAAGCAAGCUUGCUCCAUCUUACAUGUGACAACCCUUUAGAUAUUUGAAGGUGGCUAUCAUAUCUCCUCUCACUUUCCUCUUUCCCAGACUAAACAUACCCAACUCCCUCAACAGAUCCUCAUAAGGCUUGCUUUUCAGACCCUUGAUCUUCUUGGUUGCCCUCCUCUGCCUGAAUUCUAGCUUGUCAAUAUCCUUUUUAAAUUGUGUAGUCCACAACUGGACACAGUAUUCCAGGUGUGGAUCCGGCCAUUUCCAAUGUCCAUUUAUUCCUUUAUGUAGAGACUAGCCAGUUUGUUAUAUGCAGACCGCAGAAGGUAAUUUCUGGCAGGUAUUGGUGUAUAUUAGACAGAAUCUGUACCUGCUGAUGUCCAGAUUAAUAUCUGGAAAUUUCACAAAAUCACCAUCGCUAUUGAGCAGGCAAAUAACUUAGUCUACAAUUUAUUAUUAUUAUACUACCCUAUACCCGCAGGGAUAUAUGAUUAAUUGCCAAACAUUAAAUUUAAUUAUGAAGGACUAGUAACUUGAUACUUUUUACCCAGUAUAUAUUUUCCAGUUUAUGAACAUAAAAGUAUAGAUGCCAAUGUCGAAUACAAAUAAUAAUAAUCAUAGAAUCUCUAAGUAGCUGAAAGGAAAUCCAUGCUCUAAAAAUACAUCUUCUAUAAACAGGGAUUUUUUUCCCUCCGCAGCGGUCCCAGAACGAGAGAAGUAGCCUGCCGGGUCUUGCGGCUCACCAUGUGAGAUCCACCCCUCAAGGAAACCCCUCGUUUCGAUGGUCAGCAAACAGCUCCUGUUUCAGUCCCUAAAACUAGCCGCCGUUCGCUGUGCACAGAUGGUUUGGAGAGAAGGGCGGAAGUACAGCGUCACCCUUCACCCCACCCUAACCUACCACAGCUAAAGCCCUGAAAUGUGAGGCGAACGUAGCCAAUCCAGUGCAAGUUUAUUUAACUGCACCUGAAGCCACACGUAUGAUACUGUGGAGUAAAGCGGGUUAUUUUGCCAUCAACAAGGAUGGCGGCUAUAGAGAUGUUUGGGGGAAUGGCGUGAAGGGUUGCCUGGGAGCAUUCUCCAGCUGGCGGGGAAAGGCCCCAGGAUUUGCUGGGGACCCCAGAGACAAAAGAAAGGGGAUAUUAAACCCGUUCUGGUAAGUAACCUACCGCUCCCUUCAGGAAGGGUGGAAAAAGGGGUCGCUCCUUGAGACCCAAGUUUCUGCCCUUAGUCCUGAGGCGGCUUGUUUUUAAUAUAUCCCCACGCCUUCCCCCCUACUCUGAGGAUUUAGCGAGGCAUUGGGAUAAGGAGGCAUUUCAAAGCUGCUGUUUUGGGGGGAGGGACGGGGAGAGAAGUGCCGAUUUAUCAGCUUUGCAGCUCUUGUCAACACGCGUCGCCUUCUCACGAUCUGUGAGGUGGAGGCCACCUCUGCAAGGCUGUGAACUUUUCAACCUAUUCCGGGGUGUUUCAGUGGAUGUCUCGAGUCAGGGUAGCCAGACCCUGCAGGAGAGCAACCAGGCGCCUUCCAGUAGGAAGUUUCUGCACGACGCCAGUUCCUUGCAGCUGCAAACGCUUGCAAAUCUUGCAACCCACGCAAGCUCCCUCCCUCUCUGCCUUCCUCCCCGGCUUGCUGGUGGAACUCGGGAGUCAUAUUACUAUCUCUGACUGACAAGCCGUUACUUGCCCAUUGCUGCUUAAUUCAGUCCGUGUAAAUGCGUCCUGCUUAGUGCCAGUGUAGGCAGACGACGCUGACUGCAGUGUUAGCAGGUCCAUGCCGUGCUUCCCGCGCGGUGAGGGCCCUGACACGUGUUAAGGAGUUUCUAGGAACGUUCUGCACUUUGCCCGGUGUAUUGCAUAAUCGUAUAACCCAGCGCAAGAGACGUUAGAAGUAACCAGGCAGUCCCCCACGUUGCUAUGUUACAACAGCAUAACGAGGAGAACAUUACUGCAGCAUAUCUAAACGAGACGCUCGGUACUCAUCCUUUCAACUACUCUUCUCCACAUCGUUACUUUCCUAACCAGGUGCCCUCCAGACGUUGGCAUACAACAACAUGGCCACUGGUUGGGGAUGAUGGGAGUUGUAGUCCAACAACAGCUGGAGGGUGCCUGGUUGGGAGAGGUCGCUUUACCACGAUGCAAGUGUGCCCCUCCCCAUGCACUUUGUGGAAGUUUCCUCUGAUGGUCAGCUGAUUUUUAAAGCUUUCUUUUUAAAUUCAAGAAAAAGCCUGUUUUUAAUUAAUGGACCAAUUUAGGUAAAUAUUUCAGUAUCACCUUAUCACUGAUCAUAUGUCGUCUUUUGACUAAAUAAUGCAGAAAACGAAUCCCUCAAAUUCACCUUUUAAGGUAUUAGCAGAGUCCAUUGUUUGCAACAAUGUAAUUGGUACUAAACCUUCCCACUCAUCUCCAUAGGGGUUUGCUUAGUAGUCAGAUUUUUAAAACUACUGUACUGUAUCGUUAAUUGGAUUGAUUAGUGCUCCUGUGCCUAAAUGACUACAUUGCUGGUUACAAGCCAUAGCGGUUUGGGUUGUAAACAAAAUUAAAUACCAGCCGUGCAAUCCCACGUAUGUCUAUGCAGGAGUAAGGCCCAUUUAGUUCACUGUAACUUGAUUUUUUUCUAGUUUGGUGCCCUGUUGACUGGGGUGAGAUUUCAGGCUGGUGAGAUCUACUUUUAAUCUUGUUAGAACACUAAGAUCUACCAACCAGAGCUUGGUGUAAAAGAAAUACACUUGGCCAAAAGUAAUCAUGGGCCUAGGAAUUUGUUUUGAGUACUGGAAUUGCCCUUAGCUUUCUUAAUUUUACUGGGGAGUCAUUUAGUUUCUGCUUUAUUAAACAAUGCCAUGUCUAUGUUUGGUGGCUCAGUGGUGGAAAGGGUAUGCUAGCUUUAGUGGAGAUAUUCUCUAGCUACACCCAAAACAUUUUUCUCCUUCCAAUAACCAAUGUGGAGUCUGCAUAAAUUAUAUAAUGCGAUUUGGAUGGGAUCAUUUAGAUAAUUUUCUUUUAGAGUUUUUUUCUCAUAGAAAACAAUGACUUCGAAAUGUCACAGAAAAUGCACCUGCAGAGACUAUAUAUGUUGCUUCCUUUGCAUCAUAUGUGUAAAACAAUAGAGGAACUAGUCAGCUCUUACGCCGGAAAUGAUCUUAUAGAGGUGCUUAAAUUUAGGGAGCUCAUGUCAGCCAAUGAGCAGGUUUUAUUUCUUUAUUCCAUUUGUAUCCUACCCUUCCUGCAAAGAGCUCACGAUUGUGCCUUGAUGCUGCAGUCUUGUGUUUGCUUCCAGAGAACAGGCCUUUUGAAUGCAAUGAAUAUUAGUUCUGUGGAAUCAUAUGUAGGAUUGUGCUGGAUCUGUCACAAUAACCCUGUUUUGUAGGUUAGGAUGGGGGAGUUUGACUUUUGCAACAUUUGACCAGUGAACAUCAUAGCUCAUGGGAGAAUUUCCCCCUUCCAAACCCAGAUUAUUCUACACUAUUAUAGCCUGAAUUUGCUAGCAGACUUUGCUGCUUUUUGUGAUAAUUCCAGACAUCACUAUGCCAGCAUGGUAGGUAUGUGAUCCCUCAAACCACCCAAGAUGAGACUAGACUGUUAAUGGCCUGAAUUUGCUAACAUACUUUGUCGCUUCCAUGUAAUAAUUCCAUAUAUAGGUUUGGGUGCAGAUCUAGGGCCACAUCCACACCACGUAUUUAAAACACAUGGCUUACUGAAAAGAACUCUGGGAGCAGUAGUUUAGUCCUGACAGAGCUACAAUUCCCAGCACUCUUAACAAACUACAGUUCCCAAGAUUCUUUGUGGGAAGCCAUGUGCUUUAAGUGUGCUUUAUAUGUAUGGUUUGGAUGUGACCCUGGACCUUUUGAAACCAAUGGAAGGGACGUACUGAGGGAUGGCAGGGGUAACGGGCAUGCAGAGUGCCCACCCAAAAUAAGCCCUAGUCUUUUGCUCCAAAGGUGAAGAAUGUGGUUGGCUGCUUUGGUUCUGGGUGGUGCUCAGAACAAGCACCUGCCUACCCCCAAUAUCAAAGCAAACCCAAGCCCUGCUGGCCCUUUGGGCACUGUAUCGCUGAACCCCUUUGAAGAGCCUCAGCAGCUCAGUGCCGAACAGGUCUCUCCUCUGCUUCUCAACUCUUGAGUUUAAAGCUGGAGAGAGGAGCUGUGGUCAUCCCCACAGUUGCACUGGGCUUCCACGACUCCACAGAAGAUCCCAUCUCCCUCCAGCUGCAAAACUGGGAGGGGAAAUUGUCCUGUGGGAGAUCUGGGACAAAGUCAUGCGACAAGGAUAGGAUCUUGGUGUCCAAAGGUUUUAGCUUAUUCAACAAAGGCAGUCUGAAUUUUUUGAACUUUGCAUAUUCCCUAUGUGUUUUUUAUAAUGUCCGAAAGAGAGUUGUUGUAGUUUCUUUAUUUCUGACAAACUUGAAAUCCUUUAUUUCCCCCCCGCCCCCUUGAAUGAAACUGUAGGUAGCACUUCUAACUCGAUUAAAUUUGCUUGUGCAACCAGGAACAAUAUAAAUUUUGCUUUGGCGCUGGAUGUGGCCAGGCAUUGUACUGAUAGAAUGGUGAAUGCAUACAAUGGCUGCAGCUUUUUAAAAACGUUUUCUUUAUAAAAGAUCUAGGAGAAUGCACAUGUAAGCAAAUAUAUCCCAUAGAGCCUUGAGGAGUAGCUGGUUAAAGGCAAACCAGGUUGUGAAAACGAUAUCUGAACAAAGCAAUGUAUCGGAGAGUGUAGGUAAGCGCUAAGGGUGUCAUUAUGUAGCUUCCUUUUAGAUGGGCAGGGUAUAAAUAAAUAAUUAUUAUUAUUAUUAUUAUACUUAACCAAUUGCUGUUGGGUAGCUUAAGGCUGUGUAGAGGAGGCCUUUGGCCAGAAGCUGAGAAAUGGGGAUCACUGCUUGUUCUUUGCUUUUGAGGUGAGAGGUAAAGUUUCGGGUGUUAUAGUUUGAAUGUUGAUGGUCAGGAGGCAUGGUUUGCUUUUAAGAUCACAUUACAGCUUGCUGCCAGAGACAGAAUGUCUCACUGCAGUGCAGUCCAUAUUCCUGUCUUGCACAGCUGUCUUGCCUCUUGACCUUCUCUAUCAAGUGGCACAGAAUUGAGCUUCUAUUGCUAAGAGCUAAGAUUUUUAUUUUAUUUUUGCAGGGUGGGUGGGAGUAUUUUUGUUUUGAUCUUGCUUCAGGCAUUUUCUGCUUUUUUGACAGUCAUUUUGAAGCUAUAUGUUUCCAAAUUUGGCUAUUUCAGAGUGCAAUUGUUAAUAGUUUUUAAAGCAACAACAGACCACCAACCAGAGCAUCUUAUUUCCCAUUCUGCUACAGGUAUUUGUGUGUUUAAAGGCAGAGCAUGAAAUAUUUCAGCAAGAUUUGUGCUACAGCUUCCUUUCAUUCUGCAGCUGCCAUCAUCUGCUGUGCUCUGAAAACAUCUCCUUGUAGCAUUCUAUUCCUGAACUGGGCUGACAGGGCAAGAUUAAGCUAGUGAGAAUCCUUUCCAUCCUGGGCUUCAGAUAAUGGAAAUCAGGGACACAGUUCAAACUGAAGGCAAAUUCUGAGGUUGUGCCAGACUGAAAGCAUAUAGCUCAAAGGAAUUUCUAGGGGAUGACUGAGGGCUCUACCUGUUUAGCUAGCAAGAUGUGCUGAAUAUGGUCAAUGCUGUGUGUACUUCACACUAAAUGAAAUUGCACCACAAAGAGCUAAAUUCUGCACCCUUGAUAUAUUAUAUGCCAAUUUGCACAUACCUAUAUACUGAUUUUUUAUAAUUUACUCUGCUUUUGUAUAAUUUAUUCUGCAAAGGAUUAUGCGCUGCUGCCUUGCUCCCUAAACACUAGAAAUCCCGCUUAGAACUCUCCUGUUUUCAAGAACAAAUCAGUGUUACAGCUCAUCAGUAACAAUUAUAUUUUUCUCUUUUGGGUUCCUGGAUUGUGGUGAUACUGUUGAUGCUAUUAGGAUUCCUACUUGAGUACUUUAUGCAUAUUUCUAUUUUAAUGUUUUGCAUUAAGUAUAUGAUAUACAUGUAUUUUGGUUUUCUUCAUUUUCUGUGUUGCAUUUGGUGGUGUCUAGCUGGAAAAAAACCACUUUAUGUUUCUAAAUAAAAUGAUGUGUUUGAGUGUGCAAAGUCAAGCUAAAUUACCGUAGAUUCCCCCCAAUGCAUGUGGAAAUACAGACCAGUCUUAUUACUGAAAACAAUUCAGUUGCUUUCAAAGAUUGAUUAGAUUUUAACCUUGACUUUAGGAGCUGGUAGAAGACCUGAGUCAGACUCUAAUAUCUAGCAAGUCUACAACUGUGGCACAGACUAUGAUUGGAAUUUGACCCACAGGUCACAAAACGCUUGUUGGGAGAAACAGCUUGCCAGCUAGGCUCUGUUAAUUCCAGCUAUGCUAAGAUUUUCUUUACUGAUGAUCUAGCACCUCUCUUUAGACACUCUAGCCAGUAGACGGAUCUGGCUUGUGCUUGACUCUGUAGUGUAACCACCUUGUCAAAGCAGAUUUGAUGUGUUGUUUCAGAUAGCGGGAGAGUCAUGACUACAGGCUCCAUUGGAGAUUAUCUGGGCAGAGACCUGGUCAGAGAUAAAAAUAACAAGACAAAUAGCUAUUAGUGACAGGCAGCCUCUAUCACAAGCCUCCUGGCUGGCAUUUGAGCAUGCCAUCUCUGCAGCACCUGAUGAAAUCUGGCUUCUUACUUAGAGGCUGAGCUUGGCAGUUCUCUUGGACGUGUCAAGAAAAUGCAUUCAGUGCCAAGGCAAUAAUCAUGUUAUGCCUUACAGGGGAUUUCAUUUUGCCCGUGGUACUGGCCUUUUCAGUAGUUAAUACAGAUGGACCCUAUUUAGUGGUGGGGUGGAAGAGUUGCAGAAGAUUAUAUGCAGUUAGAGCCAUCUUCUGUUUUCUCAUCUGUCUAGAUCAGUUGUGAUCUUGAAUUCUCCAAAGUGCUUUACUUUAAGAGAGAGUGAAGGUAAAAGAGUGACAUUUAACCCCUUUUGUUUCUGUAGAUGUUAUCACUAAGGCACGCUAAUUGA
Podarcis lilfordi (Lilford's wall lizard) is the source of this 9305-nucleotide messenger RNA. The record is from the annotation of a GenBank genome assembly. NCBI's taxonomy places the organism in Eukaryota, Metazoa, Chordata, Lepidosauria, Squamata, Lacertidae.